This is a messenger RNA of Lathyrus oleraceus (garden pea), 1205 nucleotides long. RefSeq names its product transcription initiation factor TFIID subunit 7. Gene Ontology annotation, molecular function: RNA polymerase II general transcription initiation factor activity. The record is from RefSeq and is a predicted model, not a curated record. The coding region runs from base 210 to 812 and encodes 200 amino acids. The transcript is spliced from 5 exons. Gene Ontology annotation, cellular component: transcription factor TFIID complex. Lineage: Eukaryota; Viridiplantae; Streptophyta; Magnoliopsida; Fabales; Fabaceae. Gene Ontology annotation, biological process: RNA polymerase II preinitiation complex assembly; transcription initiation at RNA polymerase II promoter.
UACGCAAUUUUUUUGAUCCCCUUCAUUUGCUUCUUCUUAUUCUCUCUCUUCUCCCUCAACCCUCUCCGAUCCUCUCAAUCGGAAAACCCUAUCGCCGCCUUUACCCUCCGAUUCCAGCAGCAACAGACCUCAUCUUCCAAUAUUAAACCGAUCAAAGUGCUUCUUAUCAUCUCCUCUUCAAAAGCCCUCGAUUAAUUUUCGAUUCUGUUAUGGAGGAGCAAUUCAUUCUCAGAGUUCCACCUAAUGUUGCGGAGCAGAUAGAGCGUCUUCUUAACGAAAGCAAUCCUUCUUCAUCAUCCGAAGACAAGUCGCUAGAUUUGCAAUUUACCGAAGAUGGAAGAAGCGGCGAGUUUGUUAUAGGGGAUGAGCACUUCCCAGCUUAUCUACUGGACCUUCCUUCUGUUGUUGAAUCAUACAAGACUUAUGACGAUAACUCUUUGGUUAAGACUGCCGAUAUUAGUCAGAUGAUUAUGGUGAGGGAAUCCGGUGAUGCUGCUCCAGAUGUAAUUGAGUGUAGACAUGGCCUCACCCCUCCCAUGAGAGAUGCCCGCAAGCGGAGAUUCCGCAGAGAGCCUGACCUUAAUCCGGAGCUUGUCUCUCGUGUUGAGAAAGAUCUUCUCAAAAUCAUUGCCGGAGGAACGGCUGAUAAUCUUGAUGUGGAAAUAGCUGAGCAGGAAGGGGAUGAGAAUGCUCGAGGUGCUAACAAAAAACCUGCAGCUACACCUGUAUCAAAACACGAUGUUCCAGAGAGUCAUACAAACGCCGGGGAUAAUGACAGGAGUGACUCUGAUGAAUCUGAUGAGUCAGUUUGAUUGAUACUAACUACCAAAGAGUAUUUAUCAUAUGAUUGCUAGUAACACCUUUAUUUUUACAUAAUCUUGAACCCCCUUUUUCAUUAGAUGAUUUUUUUAAAAGGUCAAUUUGGCUGUAUCACUUUUGAAACAAAAUAGGUUGACCUUUUAAAAAUGAAUCAAUCAUAAGGGGUGUAUCAAAAGGGCGUGUUGUUGGCAUUCACAUUGUAUAAUUAUGCGCCGUAAAUUUUGAAUCACAUCAUAGUCUUAAGAUGGAGCUGCAAUAGAUUUGGUAUCCGGCGCUGCAUUUUGUUACAUUAUUUGUUGUAUUAUACACCAUUUUUUUAUUGUGUAACUUAUCCAGCAUAUAUAUAUAUAUAUAUGAGUGAGAAUAAGGUUAACCUUGUGUUUUAA